AUGGUGGUGGAUGAAGAAACUAAGGCUCGAAGGUUUGAAGAUGGAUUAAGGUUUCGAAUCAAACAAGGAGAUGUGCCCUUUAAGUUAACUACCUUUAGGGCAGUGGUGAGUAAGGCUUUACUAGUGGAGAUGGGGCUUAAUGAGGCUCAGGCAGAUAGAGAUAACAACCAGAAGAAGAGGCCUAGGCAAGGAGAGCAAAGCUCUAGCUUUCAAGCCAAGAAUCAAGGAACACAACAUGUUGAUAUGAAGGCAUUGCCAAAGUGCUCUCGAUGUGGUAGGUCUCAUGCAGAUAAGGAUUGCCACUGGAAUACUAAAACAUGUUUCUUAUGCGGACAAAAGGGUCACAGGAUUGCUAAGUGUCCCCAACGGAAGGAGGUUCAGACCAUUCCAAGACCAACAACAGGACAGAGUCAAGGAGCAAGCCAAAAGCCCAAGAUCCAAGGAAGGGUUUAUACACUCACUCAACAGGAUGCUAACACUUCUAAUGUUGUGGUAACAAGUAUUAUUCCAGUUUCCACAACUUAUGCUUAUGCAUUGUUUGAUCCUGGUGCCACUCACUCCUUCAUAUCUAAUAAUUUUGCAAAGAAACAUAAUUUUAAAUUUGAGCAUAUGGAGUCUAAAUUAUGUGUGGAUACCCCAGUUGGGGGUGUAGUAGUUACUGAUAGUGUUUACAAGUCUUGUGUUUUCAAAAUAGCAGAGAGAGAGUUACUACCAAAUUUAACAUUGUUAGAGAUGUGGGAUUUUAACAUAAUCUUUGGGAUGGAUUGGUUGGCUACCCAUUAUGCCAUAGUUGAUUGUCAUAGGAAGAAGUGGAGGUUACCGAACACAAUUUUAGUCCUUCCAGAAAAUUAUUUUGGAGCACUUUUUAGUUUGGAGGAAAGGGCGCCUUUAGCUUCAUGCCUUCAUGGAGUUGAACCAUUGCCACUGGAUAGUCUGAAGUCUGGACUGUUUAGGGAGAAUUUAUCACCGCCUUUAGCUUGA
Quercus robur (English oak) is the source of this 981-nucleotide messenger RNA. RefSeq lists its product as uncharacterized. The record is from RefSeq and is a predicted model, not a curated record. NCBI's taxonomy places the organism in Eukaryota, Viridiplantae, Streptophyta, Magnoliopsida, Fagales, Fagaceae. The transcript is spliced from 2 exons. Bases 1 to 981 code for a protein of 326 amino acids. Gene Ontology annotation, molecular function: zinc ion binding; nucleic acid binding.